AGGGCUGUGGGAAAAGAAGAAGGGGUGUGGCAACGACCCGAACGGCAGAAGGCAAAAGGAAGACAGGCUUCAGCCCUUGACAAGGGGUCGGGGAGGGACCAGUGGACCACAACGGCAAGGAGAAUGACUGACAGGGCAGAAAGAGACAGACGGUGGAGGGAACAAUUGGAAAAUAAGAGGAACCCAUUCUGCGGUCUGUACCACACUAUCCCGUACUUUACGGAUACCUUUCUUUACCAGUGGAAGAGUCUAGGUUUCCAGGACCAGGAGUCAGGGACCCAGCACCCAAGACCGACAGGGCAGGCCUACGCAGUACACAGUAGGCUCAAGACAAGGAUCGGGGCGACGACCCAGGGCGACCGACGAUGA
Colletotrichum lupini is the source of this 369-nucleotide messenger RNA. RefSeq lists its product as uncharacterized. NCBI's taxonomy places the organism in Eukaryota, Fungi, Ascomycota, Sordariomycetes, Glomerellales, Glomerellaceae. The annotation marks the transcript as partial. The transcript has a single exon. The record is from RefSeq and is a predicted model, not a curated record.